Messenger RNA from Triticum turgidum subsp. durum (durum wheat), 735 nucleotides. NCBI's taxonomy places the organism in Eukaryota, Viridiplantae, Streptophyta, Magnoliopsida, Poales, Poaceae. The record is from the annotation of a GenBank genome assembly.
AUGCCUAUUGAUACUAGAUGCCCAGUAUGUUUUAGAUUCGAUGAAGAUGGUGGACAUAUAUUUUUGAAAUGCAAAAAAGUAAGAGAAUUGUGGAGAACAUCCAUGUUAGAACACAUUAGAACUAAACUUCUUGAUUGUCCUGAUUCAAAAAAGGUUCUUGAGGAAAUUUUUAAACUAGAACCGGGUGAAUGUCUCAAAGUCUGCUUCUUAAUGUGGUUGUGGUGGAAUGAGAGAAAUAAAGCCAAUAAUGGCGACCAAAUUAGAUCCAUAGGGGAAGUUUCAUCUUUUGCUGAAUAUCAUCUUUUCAACUGUAUGAAGGAUAAGACUCAAGAAAAAGAGAAGAGCAACAGGAAAAUGCAGAAGUGGAAACCACCUCCAGAGGGAAACCUGAAGAUUAAUAUAGAUGGGGCUUUCAUCGAGGCAUCAAAAAUAGGAGGCUGGGGUUUCACGUUGAGAAAUGAUCAAGGAGUUUUAUUGGCUGCUGGUGCGGGUAAGCUGAAGCAUGUAUCUGACACGCUACACGCUGAAGCACUUGCCCUGGAACUUGCUACAAAUAUUGCGAUCAAAAUGGGAUGCCAGCAGGUAAUUUUCGAAACGGAUUCCAUGAUGCUGAAGCAGGCAAUCACCAGUACAGAGUAUGAUUUAUCAAAGUUGGGAUCCUUAUUCCAAGAUGUAAAAUUUCAGAUGCGUGUAGGUUUGAUUGUUGUAAGCUUUGAACAUUGUAAUAGAGUGUAA